Molecule: messenger RNA, 2943 nt
Organism: Lingula anatina
Lineage: Eukaryota; Metazoa; Brachiopoda; Lingulata; Lingulida; Lingulidae
Molecular function (GO): protein binding
Source: RefSeq, a predicted model, not a curated record
AUGUCAAGUAUACACUCAGGAAACAAAAACGGGCAUGGGUAUCAUACUAACCAGCAUGGUUCAAACCAGCAUGGAUACUAUCCCAGUAACUCAGGUGAUGAAGACAAUGGUGACAGUAGUGAUGGGUAUAGGAAGGUGUAUGGGAGUCCUAACAGAGAUGGGGCUGGGGAUCAGUAUUACUACAGAAAUCAUGGGUAUUGGGAUACUGGUUAUGGUGAGGGGGACUCCAGUAGUGAUGGUGGUGGUGGUGGUGGUGGAGGGAGAAAGAGUGUGGGAUCAACUGCUGAAACAGAAAGCCAACAAGAACAGGAGCUCCAGCAGCAUGCGGACCUGAAGCAUCUCCAACAGAAGGAGAAGACUCACACUGCACAGCAUGCCCAGAUGUAUGAUUACACCCAAGGGCAGUCGAAUGAAGACACCCUCACUGAUCUUGGCUUGAGCAAACAUAAACCACAGUCUGAAUCCGAAGGUGAAGUUGGUAAAUCCAUCAUAGUAGAUGUAGCACCCACUGAGCCUCCCCCAAUGUCAACAGCCCCAGCCACCACAGAGCCUGCCCUGGCAAGAAAUGAGCAUAUAGAUUUGUCACAGCUAUCAGGUGAUGCCAGUGAGGAGGCCCCCUCUAAAUACCCCCCUCCUGUCCAUGAUGUCACCCCUGUUCAUGAUAUCCCUUACGCCCAUCAAUACCCCUCAGCCCAUGAAAUCCCCCCUACCCAUGAAGACCCCCCUGCCAGAAUACCACAACAUCAUAAAGUCGGAGGGAAGAAAGGCCAGUCAGGGGAGACCAGGCAGGAGUCUAAGUCACAAGAAAGUGAAGGGAAGCAUGCUAGUGAUGGUUUUUACCCACAGCAAAAUAACAGGCCAAGUGAAGAUCCCAACUCUCGGUACCACCACGUCAAACCACCUGUUGGUCACAGCUCAGGCAGCAAGUCUACUCCCCAUGACAACAGGGCACCUGCUGACAAAAUUGUCCUAUAUCCAGAAGCAGACCAGUACUACUUAGAUAGGGACAGGAAUAAGGAUAGUGAUCAGCCAACUCGCCAAGGGUCAUACCACAAUUACAAUGGUUAUAGAGACUAUGGGCUUUUUGAUAGUGACUACCCCUACAGAUCAAGAUAUGACAAUAGGUAUGAUGGCAGGUAUGGUCCAGUGAAAGAAGAUAAUAGAAAUGAUGAAGGCUAUGGCAGCUAUGGAAGAGAACAACAAGGAAAUCACCAAAAAUACAAAGGAAAAAAUACUUAUGAUGAAAAACUGUAUAAUAAUUAUGGAAGAUAUGGCAAAGUGAACUCAGAUGUUAGUGACAGCUACGUGGACCCCAAUGAUGCUGCUUUAGAGAAUUACAAAGUCCAUGGCACAGGGUUUGACUAUGACUAUGGUGGCUCCCAUGAUAAACAGACAAAUGCUGGAAAGGACAUAUGGGAGCACAAAGGUCUUGGGGAUUCAGGUUACUUUAGAAACUCCUUGUUUAAUGACCACGCUAAACCAGUCUACCAGUUCCCCUACAGAACAUGGCUUGAGGAAGAGAAUGCAGGAAAAGAGGAGAAGGAACCCACUCCAACUCCAGAGCCCAAGAAAGAAAACAAGGUUGAAGAUGCCAAAGAGGAGAAAGUGAAAGAUGAUAAAGAGGACACAGGUCCUACAGAAAUGCCCCAGAGAGUUGUUAAUGAUGGUGACAGCAAAGAGCAAGAAACUCCAGCAGUUACAGUUCCAACUUCGCCCAGUCCUGCGACCUCUGAGGAAGUGAAACCAGGAGACGAGUCGAGUUCAAAACAACCAGCAACAGAACACCAACCAGAUCAACCAUCCAACCAGGUGAUAACACCCAAUUCCUCAGUUGAUCUCCUGAAUCAGGUCACUGAGGAAGAAGAACAGGCUGCCUCCAGUAGGCAGGGACCCAUACUGGCACUGUCCUUGGGACUUACUGUUAUGGCAUUACUACUGCUCUUUGUUGGCUGUAAAUACAGGAAUAUGAAGAGAAAGCUACGGAGGGGAAAACCCCUGAACUCUAAUGAAGCUGAUUACUUGAUUAAUGGGAUGUACUUGUAAAUGUUUGGGUACAGUGUAAGGGCAUCUUCUUCAGCUGGUUUCACAUACUUCGUUUUUUUAUCGUUAUUAUUCUUUUAUAAAUGUUCUUGUAGAUAUUUCUUUUUCUGAUGUUUAAACAAUUUCUCACCACAAGUGAGAAUACAAUUUUUUUUUAACUGAGAACCGUCUUUGAGAAAGCACUAUGUAUUUUGGAACAAUUUAAAUUAAAAUAAUACCUCCCAAAUGCAGUGAUUGCUCAAGAGAGUGGUUACAAAAUAAGUCCCCAAGUAUUUGUCCAUCCUGAAGUGUUUGAUCAAUUUAAAUGGUUGCAAUUCCAGACUUUUUUAGGACUAUGUUGUGUUAUGUCUUUAGAGAUUUUAAUACUCCUUAUUGACAUCAAUGUUCUGAGUAAGUUUACAGUUUAAGUUAACAGGGUUUGAAUAAAUGGUCUUUUACUUCAACUAAUUGCCAGCUAACAGAUUAAGUGUUACACUGGUUUUGUAUAGAAGUUGCAAACUUUUAAUAAAUGAAUAGUAUUAGGACAGGAAAUAUGCAUCUUAUGUAUAUGUGUUAAUAUUUCAAACUAUGCUGUUCUGACACUUUCUGAUAGUUGAGGGUAAAACAGAAAUUUUCUUGCAAUAUUCAAGUUGGAGUUACUGAAAAGAAUACAGUUCCUUUUGGUCUACUUAAAUUUGGAAAAAGUGAAAUUUUCAUGAUAAUUAUUUUAUACAUGAACUGCUGCUUUUACAAGGAUUUGUAAAAGUUAAUUUUAAGGUCACAUGUUGAGAAAAUGCAUCAUUUUAUAUAUUGGUAUAAUUGAAACAUAAGGAAAUCCCUACUGUCAUCAAAGCAUUCCCAGCUUGCUGUGAUUAAAAUUACAUUUGUUUAUAUUCAUAAGAGGUCCACUUAUUUUAUUUUUUA